AUGACGGCCUGCGAAAUUUCUCUCUUUCUCACAGUCUCUCUCUCAUUCUUUAAUUCUCGUCUUCCAGACGACCAUAAUAAGCUUACUCACUUCUUUCUACCUCCUAACUUACAUCAUUUCGGCACAUUUCCUUCAACAAUUUCACUUAUUCAUGGCUUCGCCGUUCAGUUCUGCCGUGGAUUGCUCCUGUUCGUGGUACUGUUUAGUUUGGGUUGUCGAAGCUGUUAUGGAUUCCGGACUGUCGAGUUCGCCAUGCAUCACCGGUAUUCGGAUCCCGUUAAGGGAAUUCUGGGCAUUCACGACCUACCUGCCAGAGGAAGUCGAGAGUACUAUGUGGCUAUGUCUCACAGAGACCGCCUUGUCCGAGGUCGUGGACUCGCCGGUGCGGAUCCAACCGCUCUGACGUUUGCCGCCGGCAACGAUACUCAUCGGAUUUCCUCCUUGGGAUUUUUGCAUUACGCCAAUGUUUCUGUUGGGACACCGCCUGUAUGGUUUCUUGUGGCAUUAGACACUGGCAGCAACUUGUUCUGGUUGCCAUGCAAUUGUACCAAAAUGGAUUGCGUGCAUGCCUUGGAGACGCCAAGAGGACAGAGACUGAAACUUAACAUCUACGAUCCUCAUGCAUCCUCAACAAGCAAGAAUGUUCCAUGUAACAGCGCCAUAUGCAGGCAUAAGAAACAAUGUCCUUCAUCUAACAGCAGUUGUCCAUAUCAAGUUCGCUAUCUUACAAGUAACACAUCAUCAACUGGACUCCUAGUGGAAGAUAUCUUGCACUUAAUUACAGAUGAUGAUCAGGCCAAAGAAGUCGAGGCACGUAUUAAUUUUGGGUGUGGUAAAGUUCAAACAGGUUCCUUCUUGACUGGCGCAGCACCAAACGGUUUGUUUGGGCUUGGUAUAGAGAAUAUAUCAGUUCCAAGCAUACUAGCUAAAGAAGGGCUCACAUCAAAUUCCUUCUCUAUGUGUUUUGGGCAAGAUGGUGUUGGAAGAAUAAGAUUUGGAGAUAAUGGCAGCCAAGACCAAAGGAAAACACCAAUCAACAUUGGAACAUUGCAUCCAAGUUACAACACGAGUAUCACUCAAAUUAUUGUUGGAACAAAAGCAACGGACUCCAAGUUCAAUGCAAUUUUUGACUCUGGAACUUCAUUUACACACCUGAACGAUCCUGCUUAUACAAACAUUACAAGCAGUUUCAAUUCCAUGGUCAAAGGAAAACGUCAUCAAUUUGAUUCUGAUCAUGAAAUUCCCUUUGAAUAUUGUUAUGAAAACACAACGAGCAAUCAGACCAGUUUUGAACCUCCCUCCUUGAGUUUGAAAAUGAAGGGGGGAGACGAUUAUUAUGUUAUUGAUCCACUUGUUUAUAUUAUUGAGGGUGAUGAAACUUUUAGCACUGUGAUUUGCCUUGGCAUCGUGAAAAGUGAUGACGUGAAUAUCAUAGGACAGAAUUUCAUGACUGGCUACCAUAUAGUCUUUGAUCGUGAUAACAUGAUUCUGGGAUGGAAGAAUUCCAGCUGUUAUGAUGACAAGGUCUCAAUUACAUCGGCUGUGAACACCACCCAUUCUCCCGCUGUUUCUCCUGUUGUUUCGCCUGCUGUUUCACCUUCUAUUUCUCCUGCACGUCCUGCAAAACCUGAAGCCAUGAUUAACCAGUCUGAAAGUUCGACGCCGCAGCUAGCCAAUCACCCAUUCAGGAUCAAACCUUUUGUGGCUACGUUUCUACUGGUUCUUUUUCCGGUAUUUGCCAUUUUCUAAUCAUUCUGAUCGAAUCCAAAUCCUCUGAGUCGUAAUUCAGCUAAAAUGAGAAGAGAAGGAGAGCAAGCGGUGAAACUUGAGUUUGACAUUUGAGUCUUUAGGUUCUGCCUCUCCAUCCCUCGUUCUCAUCUAUAUAUAUUGAAAUCCAUUUUUCUUUGAUUUAAAAUUAAUUCAGAGAAUGUUCUUCACAUUCUUAUAUAUUCAGUAUUGUAUUAUUUGAAGUGUAGGGUAAAAUACUAUGGCUGGGUGAAAAAGAGAAGCCUCAUGCUGUUGCUUCACAAAAUUUUUCCCCAUGUAUGUAAAAUAAUGUAAUUGGCAUAGACAUAAAUCAUAUAGAAGAUCCUAUAUUUUCCUAUCGUC
Neltuma alba is the source of this 2109-nucleotide messenger RNA. RefSeq names its product aspartyl protease family protein 1. Gene Ontology annotation, biological process: proteolysis. The coding region runs from base 1 to 1749 and encodes 582 amino acids. Lineage: Eukaryota; Viridiplantae; Streptophyta; Magnoliopsida; Fabales; Fabaceae. Gene Ontology annotation, molecular function: aspartic-type endopeptidase activity. The record is from RefSeq and is a predicted model, not a curated record. The transcript has 10 exons.